Molecule: messenger RNA, 9744 nt
Organism: Porites lobata
Lineage: Eukaryota; Metazoa; Cnidaria; Anthozoa; Scleractinia; Poritidae
Source: the annotation of a GenBank genome assembly
CGGAGUGUCGGAGAGAAGCUUCGGACAGCAAAAAACAGUCGCAGAAUCUUCUGUCAUGACGGAAUAGAACAGUUCUCGAGCGGUUGUUGGAGUGAAAGAAGUUGUAUUCUACUAUGAUGUUGUUUGUCCAUUCGCCUUUAUCGCAAGUAAGCUGAUAGAGGGUGUUGCUCGUCGAACUGGGGCAAAAAUUAGGUGGAAACCUGUUCUUCUAGGUAAAGUAUGUAACACUAAUCGCAUGAAUGUUGACGAGGCAAAUUUGAUUUGUUUAUUUGAUUGGCGUAAUAGCCGAUACAAGUAAUUUAUUAAAAAACGUGCAUGUUAUCCCCAAACUUUAACAAAGAAUUGGAAAACAAAACAAAACAACACAACAAAAAAGAAGACCCCCGUCUUUGAGUGUCAGUCAAAACUCUGAUUUGCACAGGACGCCCAGGUUUAGUAAUACUGAAUUUGAUUUUUAACUUGUUUGCUUACCAUUCUCAGUACGAGCUGAUGACUUAAUUUUUUUUUAGGUUUCAUUUUUACCUUUUAUUGAAGCAGGGCUUCUUGGGAGUCUUCUCCUCAUGUUCCUCUGCGAUAAUCUCAACCAAGAAAUAACGUACUUCACAAGAACAACAAGAAGUUAAAGGGACAGUGUCCCAAUUAUGCGCAUGCGUGAGCGUCAUCUGUUUUUUCUUCAAAAGACAAUAGAACUAUCAUAUUGACUAGAGAAGAUUUCCUUCUGGACCACACCGCCAAUGGUGAUUUGUUGUUUACAUUCUCAAGUAAUAUAUUAGACUUUCGAAGAAGUCUUUAGUUUUAUUUAAAAUUUGGCUCAUGGCACGAAGACUCAUUGCGAUUUUAUCGCUAGCAGGGCCGCCUCGCGACCCGAAAAUCUUGUUCCGCUCGCUUUAAGAACAGCUUUUCUAAUGUUUAAGUCGUGUCAGAGGUCAAUUGUUCCCCGUCCAGUAAUAUUUACCUGAUUUGCUCGCAUUCUAGCCUCAAACGUUUGAAAGACAUAAAUAAAAAUGCAAUCUCAAUGCUAUGAAUCAUCACAAAGGUUAGUCAUGAUUUCAUGGCGCUAGUUUUUAUAAACAUGAAGCACCUCUUUGUUUGAUUUUGUCUGCCAUAGGGAGGUUCAUUUAAAAGUUUAAGGACACCUCGUUACAAAAGAUUCUGUUCUACGAAGCUUAAUUGCACAAGAUCUCCUCAGCCACAUCAAUGUCUCAAUGGUUUCUUUCUUACAGCCUUUAUUGCUGUUUCAUUUCUUCUUAUUCCUUUCACAAUUAUCUGUAGUGGGCUUGUAUGGAAGCUAGCAGAAGAAAUAAGCCUUCAAUCGGCAUAAAGUGCUUCCCAUCUUUUGGUCCUCCCGCGGCCAGCAGCAAUAAAAGUAACGCCAAAAAUCCCGAUUUUGCCCAAAUCAAAGCUUUCGAAACAAUAUAUCAUUGAUCUGUAAUCCUGAGAAGUUUUAGUGUAGUAUUGAACUCGCGAGGCCAAGCGUGAUGCAAACAGAUUUUUCAAGGUUUUCUUACUCUCCUAGCAUCUUUUGAUUUCACAACAUCCUGUCCAAAAAUCAAAGUUUGGUGCAUGCGCAGUAACGGGAUACUGUUCCUUUAAUUUUGACAGUUUCCCUGCCUCCUUUCCCAGUACAAGACCACUUCAAACAACUGCUCACCCCUGGGCCCUAAGGGCCCGACUUUUCCUGGGGGUUGCCUUGAAAGGGCAAAGGGGGUGGUAGCCAGUAAAAUUCAACCGUGCAUUAUUGUUUGGAAAAAUCAUUCAUAGCCCCUGAAAUUUCUAAUGUUAUUGAUUUGUAAAUCUGAAAACAAUAAGUAUUCUAAGCAAAAAAAAGCCUGGACAGUUUGUUGCACAACGAGUGUUCUGACCAGGUGGAUGAAUAAUAGUCCUAUUGUCAGUGUAAUUUCCUUGUGCAGAGCAACAAUACUUUACCUAGCUGUUGAUUGUGGUUUUUGGUGUUAUAUACAUUUCUUUUUCUUAUUUUCUGAUAUUUAAAGGUGGCCUGUACAAAGGGACACAGGCACCCCAGGGUGCUGCAGGAUCUGCAUAUGAUGAUAUGUGUGCCUCUAAAAUCAAGAUAUUAGCUGAUGGUAAGGAUUUACAGGCCUCAAAAUAUUUGUGAGCAUGCUUGUUACCAUUUUUUGUAAUAAUUAUAUACUGUCAAGGCUGUGCUCUAAGGAAAAUUGAAGGGAGCCCAGUGCUCUGAAACUGUAAAAUCUAGGGUGCCCAGCAUAUGAUUUGUAUGAAAAAUCUGAGAUUUUCUAGUCACCCGUGGGCAAAAGUUAGGCGCCAGGGGCCACCGGGCUCUGCUAGAGCACAGCCCUGACUGUGUAUACAGUUACAGUUAAUUGGGAACCGAAUGUAAUUUAACACAACUACAUGUAAGGAAAUGAACAGAUACAGUCAAACCUCUAUUAAGUGGUCACCCUUGGAAAUUAGCCAGCUGACCUCUUAAUAGAGGUUUUCUAAAAAUAUUAAGCCCAUAAUGUGGCAGAAAUUGACAUAGAGGGCAAAGUUCAUCAGUCUUUACAGUAUUAUUUAUUGUUCAUACAACAACAGGAAAUGUGAUAAAAGUAUCUGGAUGUUCUGAGGAGUUCAUACCUAAACAACAAAUUUAUUUUUACAGUAAUGUCGUUUGUAGGGCAAGCAUCUUUUCAAUCAAGCACAUCAGCAAUUUUAAAACCUUUUUCAACAUGGAGAGAGAGAUGUGUAUUUAAUACUGGGGUUACAAUGUUAUGUUGCGUCUGAUCAAUUGUGAAAGAAACUGGAAUUACUUCAGUUAUCUUCGUGUUAAAAAAUAUGGCAAUUAUUAAUUGUUAUGUGACAAGGUGAGAGUUUAACAGAGGUAAAUUAUUACAGUGAAUUAGCCAAUUGGGAAAUCCAAACAGUGACCACGUCCACUUAAUAGAGGUGAGCGUUCAAUAGAGGCCAUAGAGGGUGACCACUUAAUAGAGGUUUGACUGUAUGUGGUUCAGCCAGGGAUUGAAGUGGGGUCUCUAAAUAGGUCCAGCUAUCCUGGACAAAAGUGCUUGGGACAGUGUGGCAGUAUUUUCUUUAAUUUCUUGGUGCCCUCAAAAAACAGUGCAACUGAGUUUUCCAAAAAUGUCUGGCAGGUCUCCCUCCACCCUGCCGUAAAUCCAACCUUAUUUGUGGGAUGGGGGAAGGGGUUGGGCAUGUGUGAUUUUAAGGAAGCCCAACAAAUGCAAGUUUGUCCCAAGAUUUUGUCCAAUUGAUUGUAGUUUGGAUGCUGGUAAGACCACUCAACCACUGAACUAACUGCGCCUGGAACAUUAUUGCGGUUCAUGGACCUUUAAGUAGCCAGGUCUGGGGGUAUCAACACAUAUUUCUGUACUGAUGAUCACUUCUCUAUCCCCCAGACAAUGGUUGAUGCAAAGCCCUAUCCCACUAAGGAAUUUAAGAAUGGGGAAAGAAAUGUGGACAACUGAUUAUCACAUAUUGUCUUGAGGAUAACAAACCUACGGUAUUUCCUUGAAUAAUAGCCGUCCCUUGAUUAAUUGCCUCCCUCAAAUAAUCGCCCACUCUUCACCCCUCUCGCCAUCUUCUCUUUCUCUUAUACCCUCCCUGUCAACUUGAAGUGGAGUCAGAUCCAGCAGAAUGAUCAGUGACGAUUCAAGCUCUGACACCCAGGAUAUUGAGGCCGGAAAUUCAUCAAGGAACCAAAUUUGGAAAAAAUACUUAGGACACAACCUCCACUGAGCAAUUAUUUGAAAUAAUCGCCUUCCUCAAAUAAUCGCCCCCUUUUUGUGAGAAAAAAGAAUAUAAUAAUCACCCCUGCCUAUUAUUUGAGGAAAUACAGUAUUCCUGUUUAGAUGGCUAAAGACGUUAUUCACAAUACCCACCAUCUUUGCAUGGGCUUUAAGACUGAAGGGAUAAAAGCCAUAUCACAUGGUUUCUCAGAGGGCAAACAAGUAAAAACUUCUGCCAAUACAGGAGAUCAGGGUUGUGUUUGUUUAUUCUAGACUUUAGAAAAUGAAGAACUUUUUAUGUUUAAUAUAUAUUUUUGGUGUAGCCAUAAGGAGUGAAAAACACAAAUAAAAAAGGGGGGGUCACCGUCCUCGUUUCAUCACAAAAGGACUGCAAAAAGAUGAUUUUGGCUUUAAAUGAUCAUUUUGCACGGGGGAACUGGGGCUAGUUUCAAGACAAACACCUUUUUAGCUGAGUAUAAUUAUCAAAAUUGCCAUCAAAAGCAUUAUGAGUGCAAAGGGAGCCAAAAUGACCUCUUUUUAGGCGACCGGUGAAAAUCACUGCCACCUUUGAAGUCGCAAUGUUAUGGGCACUAGGUGAUCCGCAGUGCAAAAUAAGGGAACAGUAAAAAUCUGGUUUGCCCUUAUUUGUGAAAUUAAAGGAUUAGAGAAGGCCUCCAAAGUCAUUUUCUACAAUGGAACUUAAAGAUCAGUGUUCAUACACGAGAGACCAGUUUGUACUCUGCGGCACUUAACUUGAUUUGUGUUGUUUCACUUCCUGUCACCGCACUCUCAGCACCUUCAACAGGCUAAGGAGCUUGCGUGAACUAUUUCUACCGCUGGCCAAAGGCGCUGUUAUGAUGCUCUCUCUGCUGAGUUCCGUGUGCAGUGUUCAACACAAGUACCGCUUCUCCCUCGGAUAUUUCUUGUCCCUGUUCCGGUCGGAAGUAGGGAAAGGUGUGGAGCUUCCAACGGAGAAGCUAGAAUACGAAUGCGGAGACAGCGUUUAUAUAUCGGGGCUGUCAAAUUGAAAAUGGCUUAGAAUGCGGUUUUGUUUAACACCGGGUAAAAUUUGUUUUAUUAGCAACACGUUAAUUUUCAAGGUUAUUCAGGAUAGACUGAAGGGCCACUUUUAAUCACCCACCAAACGAACCAACUCGCUUGCAGCACUGCUGAGAUAAACAAGUUGCCAAAUGUACAAAACUAAGAAUUGAACCUAGUUAAUUCGCCUUUUACAGGCCCACAAUGUACAGUGCCAACAGAUAUCUGUGGGACACGGACAGGAAGAGGUCAUUGAUGUUGCCUUGGCAACGGCUGUGUGGACUGACACUUGGCUGGUAAUAGAAAACCUUCAAUUGGCUUCUCGUCUAUGGCUGGAGCAACUCUACAAUCGGUUAUCGAGGCUUCAAUUACAAGCUGGUGCGUAUCAUUUUGAUGUGGGAGGGGAAAGGAUGAUCUUGAAGGUUCGGUGGGGAGGUGGGAGUUUUUUUGCCCAAUGUUGAACGCUGUGGACUCGUAAAAGGGAGUUAGGGUCUGUUUGUAUGAUACCGGAAUGACUUUCGUUCUGAAAUGAGUUCUGUUCCAGAGUUAAGUUCGUAUUGCUUUCAAGCGAUCUCACUCGCGUGGUUUUCGCGCCAGUCAAAUACGUAUGCGCCAUUCGUGCCAGACUAUACGAUUUGCGAUGUAAGAUCCAGAACAAAGUUCGUUUUCAGUUUACAUGAUACCAGAAUUUGUACCAAAACGACGAUUUUAUUCGGAAUAAAAACCAGAAUGACUUGUACGGGAACGAAAUGGUCUUUUGGUAUCAUGCAAACAAAUGCAGAGAAAUAUAUGGAGACGGAAUGAACUCGAUCCAGAGUGAAAGUCAUUCUGUUAUCAUUUGAAUAGCCCCUUAGUGUUUUAAACAGCUGGUGUUUUAGACACAUCCACAUUUGAAAUCGUAAAGAACAAAUCGUCUGAAGCAAUGAGAUCAACCCAACUGGUAUGACAGUGAUUUUCUUGAACGUCUGUCACAACGUGAAAUCUGAGGAACCAUUGCCAUCAUUUUACCCCUACACUUUAUUAUGUACUAGUCAUUCUGCUUGGCUUUCUAAAAUCGUAUUUAUCCCAAUUAUUUACGUAUUUGGUACCAUUCGGAAAUACAACAUGAAAGCGAGUUAAGCAGAAUGUCCAUAACCAGGCUAUUUCAACUAGAUGCUGCGCAUUAACACGAACAUUCAGUAACACAUUGUGGUGAUAUUUUCUCUUAUGGCGUUUGUAGAAACUUCAUCAACUCCUUCUCAGUGGCGAGUGUUUCUUCUUUGUGAGCCAGCGGAUCACUUGCCAGUGGGGCUUCUUUUUGCCCAUCAGCUGGCUUGGGGCGUGGUGCAGAGAGAAGGACCGGUGUAUCAGGCCCUGGACUCCACGGACCUGGACUUGAAGUCCCUUAUAACAUCAACACUCGAGGUAUGAUAAAUUUCAUUUCACUAAUUGGCCCUUUGCAGGUAGCCCUUCACGUGGUACAAAACCGCCGUGCUAGGGAGCAAACGUCGCACCGGUACAAGACAAACAAGAGACAAACAUAAUUUUAAAUGGUACUUUUCUCUGCUUGUCUGGUCCCAGUGUGACUUUCUCGCCAGCACGGCGGUUUUAUACCACGUGAAUGGCUAGCUGCAGUGCCUAUUGAAGUCAUAGUAGAUGGCGAAAGAAGAAGCCAUUAUUGGCUAUUUUGAGGUUCAACCUCGUUCCCAGGGCUUCUCCCUUAAAAUGGGAGGAAAAAGCCCUGGGGACGACUUUGUUUGAGGUUGCACGAGAGACUUGGUCGUUUAUGUGCCGAAUUGCAUUAUCGGAUUGUUGUGGGGGGAGCGGGGGUGGGGGACGAAUUUUAACCAACUUUUCCGUAAAAUCUCUUUAUAGCCAAAAUAAAAGCGUAACCUUUGCUAAACAGACUCAGUAGAAAGAAAUAGUCAAAUGUUCUUGUCUUGUGUAGUGGCAACACUAAGAAACUGUGUUUUUUGGGUAAAACAGGCCGUUCCAAGAGCGUAUUGGAAACAAGCUCGUGACCAGUCCCUUGCUGUUCGUUCCACUUUGUUUGGCCUGUGCGUAAGCCACCGUAUCCUGCUCAUGCGCCGUCAGCUGGGGACGCGAGCAUCCAGUGGUCGCUACCCUCUGUCCACGUGUGACUUGUUAACUGCAUUUGGGAUGGUUAUUGGUUGGGCCACGAGGCAAGAUGGGCUGAGUGCUUCACAGUUAGAAGCACUCUCUGAGAUGAUUUCCAAGGUAAGUUGGAAGAACCUUUGUAAAUUUUGUUAGAAGAUGUCUUAGAAGUCUUGACCUUUUUGCGUGGUUUGUUUGCUUACAAUGGCACUAAAAGAUUGUUUUUGAAACUCCUCGCUCGCGGCAAAUCAACCUUACGGGGGAAGCGCGUUCUUGGUUACCAGAGCACCCCUUCUUCUAAGGGCAACUAAUUAACCCACCCACCCACCCGCAACCCCUUUUCUUACUUUACAUACGUUCUAGGGCUCAUUCAUUUGCGUCUUAAAUCAGUUCGCGAAACAGAGCAACUGAUGAAAAUACUGAGACUGGUAUGGAUUACUUUACUUCCCGUUGUUUUUGGCAUAAAUCAUUACUACUGGUGCUUAGUGACUACACUUCCUCUUUCAAGGGAAAGCGGCUGGUUUUUUUAGACCCAUUAAACGGGCAGUUUUUCAAAUUGCGCGUAUAAGUCGAACAGGCGGGGAUCGGGCGCGUUGUUUCGAGCUUGUUCGACCGUAGACGCGAUUUUUCGGCGAUUUUCUCCUUUUUCCCUAAUGCUACUUACGGGAACCGCUGCACAAAAAUUGAAAAUUCGCUACAAAAUCGAAUGACUUUAAGUUUUAUUCUUUUAAAUUCAAGGGGAGUUUAUGGGGGGAAAAUCACGGACCAUUGGGACCGCCGUUUGGUGGAAAUGCUAGUGUAGAACGAGAAUACAACGAGACACUGUAAGAUCAGCGUUAAAUUUUCAGCGAUGAUGGAGGUUUUCUUCUUUAGUGUUGUGGGUGAUAAUUAACUCGUUAAUUUUUGAGGCAGAAUUCCCUGCUAUCAGAGGCCUCUUGUCCUCUUUUCCUCCCGCCUGCCCAAUAAAAGGGAACAGAGGCCUCUCUUAGCAGGGAAUGGGCAGAAUUCCUGCGUUAAGAUUUUUUCAUGUGAAAUUACAAAAUUGCUAUGGCAACGUUUCCUGCAUUUCUUUGCCAAAAUGGCGUCCAGAUUUAAAGGUGCUACAUAUGAAGAUGCCAUAGCAUUAAAAAAGGCUGCAGAAACCUAGGCGCACGAAAAAGUACAAUUAUAAACAUCAUGAAUGAUGGCUUUUUGUCGAAAAAUUCAGAAAAAUUGUACACGACUUAGAGGCUGCUAACCUUAACUUACAAAACCCCGAUGCGUGUCUGUCUGUGUCUCAUAAACCUAGGAAAGUUGCAGAGAUUAAAAGUAAAGUUUAAGUGACACAGUGUUUCUUUUACAGUGCCUCGAAGUUCAUUCGCAAGCUUGAUAAACUUCACCGCGACAUUAACCAGACAACCGCUUUGAUCCAAGAACCUUCACCGGAAAACAUGAUCAAUAUGCCCCGCGUGCGGGCAGCUAUGGACUUAUGCAUCGAACAACUUCCCACACUGCUAAAAAUAGAACAGGACGAGGCUGUUUCUGUCACUCAACUUCUCCCACGUGUGCUUUCUCAACUGCGUGCCUUGUCGGUUUACUCCGAGACUGGUAGCUCUGUUGGAGGGGAGGAACGAAUUUCCGAGACCAUGGGUUAUGUCUUGCAAAAGGUACAUACAUGUAUAUUAAUAAUGGUAAUAGGACUGAGUGCAGUCGGUCCAAUCCGGUCUGUAAUCGUACGAAUGACUGUGGGAGUCCGAUUUGUUUAAUCACCAGUGUGACUACGGACCGAAUUGUAACUAUAACAAAACUUGUAAUAUUUUAUGAUAAGCUUUUUUAAAAUUAAAACAAAAUAUUCCGAGAGUUUCUAGCUAGCAGUGAAAGAAAAAAUUCAAUUGCGCCCGCGCGAUGGUGCGUACUGUCCUAACUGUCACCUAUUAAUGCUCAAAUCAGAACAACGAGAAGAAGUUUUAAACAAUCAUCCAACCUAAAUUCCAAAAAGGUAUCAGUUCCUGCUGUUCUAAGGUUAAUCCUUAGUCUGAGCUGAUGAGAAAGGUGUUAACCACUUUAUCGAGCUUUAGCAACGAGAACGCUGACGUCCCGGACCGAAGUUCGAUGUCUCGCUUGAUGUAACCCUUCUGUCCCAUACAACGAAUCUGAAUGCCUUUGUUUUAACACCUGCUGUACGAAUUUGUCGAGUCACAGCACGGAAAGAGAGAAAAUAUCAACCUCCGGUUGCCAUUUCUGUCGUCCGGGACGUCAACGUUGUCGUCGUAACGAUUAGAUUGAUACCUGGCCUUGUUCAGUCUUUCAGUACAAGAAGGCAAAGUUUGUGAGUUUUCUGUCUUGUAGAGUUAUGCCCCAUUCACAGCAACUAAACUUGUUUACUUAAACUAGAUUUUAAAAAAUGAAAAACAGGAACAGAAAACCUGAACACAGGCCUCUACACAAAAUAUAAAUGAACUUUAAAACCUAACAUAAUUGCAACAAAUUUACAGUAAAGAAAAGUACAGUAGGCAGCUUUUAUAAAGAAAACAAAUUUAAACCAUGUCUACGUAAACACGGCUUUUAAACAUGUUUAAGCUUAGGUGUGAAUAGGGCUUGAGAGAAAAUGAUUGAAAAAUCAUGGGCAGGAUCAACUUUCGGUGUCCAUCUUUGGGAAGGAUCCAUCUUGGAGAGUUGUCCGUUAAAAACGUGGCGACUGUAUUUCUUUUCUGUCUACGUUGAUUUCAGGAAUGUCAGUGGUUCAACUGUCUACUCUAUUACAUCCGUCACUCAUUACAAGUACUGGAGCAUUGCGUCCUUGGCGGCUCACCCGCAAUUCCGCCCUCUCUUGCGUCCGUUGUUGACUCACUCCAGUGUGACAUGGUCCCCACUGAUUGGCUACAUCCGGAUUCUCAGCCCUCCCCCCACAUAUUAACGUCCUGGCUGAAAG